AGUUCUCGAGCUUUUCCUCACCACAUCCACCAUGAACGCCUUGUACGUCGUCUCCCUGGCCGCCUUCGCCGCCCUCGCCGCCGCCGCCCCCUCCGGCAUCCACGGUGGAAUCGACGGAGCCGCCGUCGUGACCGGCCCCUCAGGCGUCGUCACUAACCACGGCGCCAUCGGCCCCGUCGGCGUCGGCCACGGUCUAGGCUUGGGCUUGGGAUUGGGUCUUGGACAUGGAGCCGUCGUCGCCGCCCCCGCCGUAGUAGCCGCUCCCGCCGUAGGACUUGGACUCGGAUUGGGACACGGACUUGGUUUGGGACACGGACUUGGAUUGGGAGUAGGACUGGGACAUGGAGCCGGUGUUGUCACCAAUGGAGGAGGCACCAUUGGAGUUAGCGCUCAUGGGGCUGCCGUCCGUGGACCCCCAACGGCCCCCGUCGUCGUCUCCGGACCCGCUGGAAAAGUUGUCGCUGAUGGGCUCUGGGGACCCACCGCCAAUGUGGGACUCACCGGGGGACAUGGCGGUUGGGCCGGUCAUGGGGCCUGGGGUCAUGGUUGGUAAAUUUAAUGGGUCUGGAUGGAUCUAGGGCGGCGCUGUUUGAAGUGUCGUUUCCAUGUACAACAACUGCCUCCUCUGCGUUGAGAAUCUGUAUAUUUUUCUAGAUUAUUUAUUUAGAGGUUUAACGUCAAUAAAUGACACGUGAUUUUUA
Messenger RNA from Zophobas morio, 701 nucleotides. RefSeq lists its product as uncharacterized. The transcript has 2 exons. Bases 32 to 553 code for a protein of 173 amino acids. NCBI's taxonomy places the organism in Eukaryota, Metazoa, Arthropoda, Insecta, Coleoptera, Tenebrionidae. The record is from RefSeq and is a predicted model, not a curated record.